CCUGAGGUUCUGCUCCUUCCUCCGACAUCUCAAACAACACAAUAUUGACCGCCUGAGAGGAGACAGGGAGAUCUGUUAAUGAUGUACACAUACACAGUGCUGAUCGCUUCCUAACAACUGAGCAAGCUGAGACACGAAGUUCUUCAGCUACUGGUGUAAAAUCUGCAGAUGAUAUAAUGUCUACUUCUGUAUCAGAUGCACCAUGUGGUGGCUACCUGUAUAGCAGCAGUGGCACUUUUUACAGCCCCGGCUAUCCAAACAUGUACCCAUCAAACAUAAACUGUGUGUGGUACAUCAGACCAGGCAGAUCAAUUGUGCAGCUGGACUUAUCUAAUAUGAACAUUGAGAGUCAAGCAACGUGUCAUUUUGAUGCCAUUUACGUCUAUGAUGGCUCCAGUACUGAAAGCAGGCUUCUGGGGAAGGUGUGUGGCACGAACAGCACCACCUUCAACUCCACUGGUGCUUAUUUGACAGUGCGCUUCAGGAGCGAUAACACUAUUAGCUACUCAGGAUUUCGUGCUGACUACAGAGUUGUGGGUUCCUGCAGAUCCUACUGUGGCUACGAUUUUGGAACCUGCUCUUGCUCUUCAAGCUGUGGAUACAGAGGGACUUGUUGUCCAGACUAUGAAAAGUACUGCCAAGCCCCGACUUCAGAACCGGCAGUCUCCACAGCUCGGCCCUCAUGUCGCUACAACUGCGGCAUGUACAUGGGAAGCUGCUCCUGCACAAGCUCCUGUCAAUACUAUGGCAACUGUUGUCCUGACUACUACUCUUACUGCCAGUCUCCCACCGCCGCAACUGUCAGACCCACCACAGCUCAGCCCUCAUGUCGCUACAACUGCGGCAUGUACAUGGGAAGCUGCUCCUGCUCAAGCUCCUGUCAAUACUAUGGCAACUGUUGUCCUGACUACUACUCUUACUGCCAGCGGACAACUGCCAGGACUGUCCGACCCACCACAGCUCAGCCCUCAUGCCGCUACAACUGCGGCAUGUACAUGGGAAGCUGCUCCUGCUCAAGCUCCUGUCAAUACUAUGGCAGCUGUUGUCCUGACUACUACUCUUACUGCCAGUCUCCCACCGCCGCAACUGUCAGACCCACCACAGCUCAGCCCUCAUGUCGCUACAACUGCGGCAUGUACAUGGGAAGCUGCUCCUGCUCAAGCUCCUGUCAAUACUAUGGCAACUGUUGUCCUGACUACUACUCUUACUGCCAGCGGACAACUGCCAGGACUGUCCGACCCACCACAGCUCAGCCCUCAUGUCGCUACAACUGCGGCAUGUACAUGGGAAGCUGCUCAUGCUCAAGCUCCUGUCAAUACUAUGGCAACUGUUGUCCUGACUACUACUCUUACUGCCAGUCUCCCACCGCCGCAACUGUCAGACCCACCACAGCUCAGCCCUCAUGUCGCUACAACUGCGGCAUGUACAUGGGAAGCUGCUCCUGCUCAAGCUCCUGUCAAUACUAUGGCAACUGUUGUCCUGACUACUACUCUUACUGCCAGCGGACCACUGCCAGGACUGUCCGACCCACCACAGCUCAGCCCUCAUGUCGCUACAACUGUGGCCAGAACCUGGGAAGCUGCUCCUGCACAAGCUCUUGUCAAUACUAUGGAAACUGCUGUUACGACUUCUAUUCCUACUGCUCAGUCAUAGCUGGCAGCACCACAGCUGCGCCAUGUGGAGGCUAUCUGUAUGGCUCUGGCACCUUCUCCAGCCCAAACCAUCCCAGCUACUACCACGACAACGCCUACUGUGUCUGGCAGCUCAGAGCUGCGUAUGACCAAAGAAUCUUCCUGGCAUUCACAUACCUGCAAUUGGAGAACUGCUGUUCCUGUGACUACAUUGCAGUCUACGAUGGGCCGUCUGUCAGUUCACGAUAUCUGGGGAAAGUGUGCAACAACAGUAUGGACUCUUUCUACUCCACCUCCAACUACAUGACCGUGCUCUUCCGAACCGAUGGCUCUGUGGUUGGCCGGGGGUUCAAUGCUGAGUUCAUGAGUUCCCUGUCACCAAACUCAGGUCGAGUGGACUGUUCCUCAGACAACAUGAACAUUGUGAUUGAGAGGACUUACCUGAACUCUCUCGGCUAUGAAGGCCACAGUCUGUACCUGGAUGACCCAUACUGCAGACCCCAGGUUAACAGAUACCAGGUGGUCUUCAGUUUCCCCAUCAACACUUGUGGCAAUGUUCGAAAGUUUAAAAAUGGCAGAGUUGUGUACACAAACACUCUCCGUGCGUACGGCACCAGCUCCGGAGAGAUCACACGCCAGUCUCAAUUGAAGAUGAACGUGGGCUGCCGAAUGGAGCAGGACUCAGUGGCCCAGAUAAUGUACCUCGUGGAACAUCACGGUAACAGCAGCAUUACAGGCACAGGCAGAUUCAAUACCAGCAUGGAUUUCUACACAUCCAGCAGCUUCUACUACAAGGUGACUCAAGCGCCAUACGAGGUGAAACUCAACCAGGACAUGUAUGUCCAAGUGGACCUGAGAAGGGGUGACAGCACCCUGGUCCUCUUUCUUGACACCUGCGUGGCCUCACCAUCGCCCCAUGAUUUCCAGACCAGACCUUACUACCUGGUCCGUAACGGAUGUCCUGUGGACAACACCUACUAUGCCUACGUCACUGGCACCAGUUCCUUUGCCCGUUUCAAGUUUAAGGCCUUCCAGUUCCUGCGAGCAACUGACUCGGUGUACAUCCAGUGCAAGGUCCUGAUAUGCCCAGCCUCUGACUACAAUUCCCGAUGCCACCGUGGCUGCAACAGACGUAUGACCAGAGACCUGGGGUCACAACAUGACAGCCAAACCUUGGUCCUGGGUCCCAUCCAACUCAAAGACCCUGAGAAAAAGGAUGAAGGGAGUCAUGAGCAGGACAAGGCUUAACUGGAUAUUGCAGUGAGCUGCUUCGGUUUUCUUUACAAAUCAUUACUCUGUAGCUCCUGCCAUUCGGUUCAUUUUGACACUCAAUUAUACUCACCAUUUUCCUCUUUAUCGGAUUAUCUGAUUAAAAGCAUCAU
Messenger RNA from Xiphias gladius (swordfish), 3013 nucleotides. RefSeq names its product CUB and zona pellucida-like domains 1, tandem duplicate 2 (gene cuzd1.2). Bases 177 to 2879 code for a protein of 900 amino acids. The record is from RefSeq and is a predicted model, not a curated record. Gene Ontology annotation, cellular component: cell surface. The transcript has 28 exons. NCBI's taxonomy places the organism in Eukaryota, Metazoa, Chordata, Actinopteri, Istiophoriformes, Xiphiidae.